This is a messenger RNA of Fundulus heteroclitus (mummichog), 3675 nucleotides long. RefSeq names its product up-regulator of cell proliferation. Lineage: Eukaryota; Metazoa; Chordata; Actinopteri; Cyprinodontiformes; Fundulidae. Gene Ontology annotation, molecular function: GTP binding; GTPase activity. The record is from RefSeq and is a predicted model, not a curated record.
GUUGUCAUGGAUGAUCAUCUUUACAUUGUCCUCCUGGGAAAAGUUGGAGUUGGGAAAACUGCUUCAGCCAACACCAUUUUAGGACGAGAUGCGUUUAAGUCGGAAGACGACUUUGGAUCAGUGACAAAAUAUGUCUCUAUGGAAACUGAAACUGUGUUUGGAAAACGUAUUUCAGUGAUAGACACUCCUGGCAUAUUAGGAUCCGAAGAGCAGAUUACAAGUUUUCUUCAUGUCUUCAGGGAUUCUACUUCUUUUCUUUUUCUGGUGGUCAUCAAAGUUGGUCGGUUCACUGAAGAAGAAAGGAAGGCUGUGGAAGCUGCCGAGAGAGUACUUGGACCGCAGAGGAUGAACAAUAGUUUCUUGCUGUUCACAGGUGGAGAUAGUUUAAAGACACCAUUAAAUGACUUCAUUUUAGAGUCUACCACCAGUGCACUUCCAAAUGUUGUUGAACGUUUUUCAUGGAGAAUCCAUCUUUUCAACAAUGAGGAUAGAGGAGAAGAACAAGUCAGAGAACUGUUGAUGAAGGCAGGACACAUUAAAACAGAAACCAAACUUGAGAGCCUUUUGGAAGAUCUGGGGUUGAAGGAGCAGUACCACAUAAAGAAGCUAUCACUCAGCAAAAUACUUCAGAUCGAUGAGAAGACAAUUACCGAUUACCCUGGCACGUGUAAAUCAAAUGUCCCAUUGUAUUUUCUUAAGAAAUUGUUGAUAGUUAAUGUGACUGCUAGGACUGUGAAAUAUGUAGCAUGUGAUUCAAAGGAUGUUAAUACUGAAACAAACUGUGAUGAUGCAUCAGAGACCGCAGAUUAUUAUUUUGAGGAUUUGUUCGACAGUCCAAAUGAUGCUGAAGUCUUUAAUCCUCUUGAUAUAAUCACUGCUCUCUUUUUGUGCUCUGAUGGGUUUGUUCAGCAAGAGUUGGCACUAAAAAUGUCCAUGUGUCAGUUCUCUGUUCCUCUGCUGCUUCCUAACUGUGAUACUAAACAGAGCACCCUCAUGCUGUGGGCCAUGAGAGACAUUGUUAAGAAAUACAGACCUCCAGAUCUUUCAGCAUCAAAGGGCUUCAAAGAAGAAAGAAUCGUUCUUUCUGAGCUUCCAAUGAUCUCAUUUGUAAGACUGGGUGAGUGCUCCUUGUCCAAAUCAGAAAUUCUCAACAAAGUUCUUUGUAACCCUCAGCAGUACCAUGACACCUUUGUUCACCACAACAUGAAGUGUGGAGACAGUCCAAGAAAAAUAUCUGAUGGACUGACUGAAAUUACCUGGUACCUUCCCUGUGGAAACAAAAACAUGGACAUUUUCAGUCAGCCAGUUGCUUUAGCUAACCUUCGAGGUGACAUUGCUGCACAUGAAACACAAUUCUCCUUUUUGUGUCAGACAUCUGCUGCAGUUUUUGUGUUCUUUGAUCAGCUGGAGCCUGAGUGCAAACUGCUGACCAACAAAAACCACAAAGCAAAGAUCUUCUUGGUGGGAAACCAACAGAGCAAGAGCUUAACUCCAGAUGUUCUAAAGAAAAUAGCAAACAAGCUGAACUUGACGACAGACAACAUCAUUAUAAAAACAAAAAAGACCAAUGAUGCAGACUUUGUGAAAUGUUUGAGGACAACUGUGAGCAGUGUACUUACCAACCCAGUGAUGAAGAUGUCAAUAGAGCAGAUGACCGACAUUGCACAUGAACUGGGAAUUUCUAGUGAUGAAGAUUCACCAGAGUGCCAGGCUGGGAAGAAAUAUGCAGAUUCUAUCACUGCAGAGAUUGAAAACACCUUUAAAUUUAAAGAAAAAGAGUUUCCUUUGCAAGGCCAGAUCUGGAAGGAAUUGACUUUCUUGGAAAAGGAAGAAUUUCGUCUUCGAAAAGUUGGCUCUGAAGACAUAGAAAAGUAUAAAAGUAAUCUUAAAAUGAAAAAAGAAGAGCUUCGUAGGAAGCAGAACUCCCAUGCCAUGUCAGAUUUCAUGAGUUGCUUCAUUAGUGCAAUAUCCAGCAAAGAAAGGGGUUAUUUUCUGAAAUGGAUGCGAAUGAACCUCGACAACUUGUCUAGAAUAAAACUUUCCAGCCUCAGGGAGCUUUACAAGGAAAAAUGCAAGGACUCCGAGAACAAAAAGGAAGUCAAAGAAAUUGACCAAAAACUUUCUAGCAGCUCACUGGGAGUUGAGCACUUCUUCCGUGAAAUGGGUCAGAUCUACGAAGCUUCUCUUUACCUUCCAAAAAGAGACCCUUCACGUCAACAACUGCAACAUCUGCCCAAACUCUGUGCUCAGUUAUUACUGGAUGGAUUUCCUCUGGAGCUUGUAGAUGGAGAUGCUUCCAACAUACCUCUCAGAUGGGUGAGUGACGUUCUCUCUCAGCUCAAUGACUUGGUGUCUCCAAAGAACAAGAUACUGGUUGUCACAGUUCUUGGAGUCCAGAGCACAGGAAAAUCCACUCUCCUUAACACCAUGUUUGGGGUGCAGUUUGCAGUCAGCAGUGGUCGAUGCACUCGAGGAGCCUUCAUGCUGCUCAUCAAAGUCAGUGAAGACUUCAAAAAAGAUCUGAACUGUGACUUUGUGGUGAUUAUUGACACUGAAGGCUUAAAGUCACCAGAGCUGGCACAGCUGGAUAACAGCUAUGAACAUGACAAUGAGCUGGCAACACUGGUUGUUGGGCUGAGUGACGUCACCAUUAUCAAUAUUGCAAUGGGGAAUUCAACAGAAAUGAAAGACAUCCUGCAGAUAGUGGUGCAUGCUUUCCUCAGGAUGAAGGAGGUCGGCAAAAAGCCUAAAUGUCAGUUUGUUCACCAGAACGUUUCUGACGUUUCAGCCCAUGAGAAGAACCUACGAGACAGGAAGCUGCUCCUAGAACAGCUGAAUGAGAUGACCCAGGCAGCAGCUAAAAUGGAAAAGAAAGAAGAGAACAAGAACUUCACUAAUGUGAUGGAGUACAAUCCAGAUACUGGGAACUGCUACAUUCCUGGACUCUGGAAUGGAAACCCACCAAUGGCACCAGUCAAUGUGGGAUACAGUGAGACCGUCUAUGAGCUCAAGAAAAACAUCAUCCAGCUGCUGGGAAAGUGUGAGUCAACUUCUAACAACAUCUUGGAGUUCAGAGAGUGGAUAAACAGCCUGUGGACUGCAGUGAAACAUGAAAACUUCAUCUUCAGCUUCAGAAACAGCCUGGUAGCCGAUGCAUACAUGAGGCUCUGCACAGAGUACAAAAAAUGGGAGUGGGAGUUCAAAAAAGAAAUGUACACCUGGGUUACAGAUGCAGAGACAAGAAUUUCAUAUUUUGGGAUAGUUGCUGCAAAAAAAAAUAUCAGACCUGAGAGAAUACACUGAGAAAUCACUGAGUUGAAAAGUGAAGCAACUACAGAGCUGAUCAAGUGGGAGACAAUGAUGCUUGACAAUCUGAAAAAAUACUUUGAGCACCCAGAAGGUCAUGUUUAUCUGGUCGAAAGAUACAGAGAGGAUUUCUCAAACAGCAUAAAGAGUCUGAGACGACAAACUGAGAGAUCAGUAUUUGACCAGAUCACAGCAGCAGCUGACAUCAAACAGGGAAUGGAAAUACUCAACAAAAUCAAAGACACUUACAUACAAAAAAUUGAAACAGCAGUUUGUGCUUUGAUUGAUGAAUGUCACUUCAAAUAUCUUCACCAGUGUUUCCCAUCAGUUGCGAACAAAUCUUUCACCCAAGGGAAGCCGUGCAUGUAA